AUGAGUCACGCAGUAACGGAUAUUAUUAAUACGCAUAACUUGUCAUUCAAAACUGAUACUUAUACAUUAAGCCAACAUUCGACCGAAUUAAUGUCUAGUCUCUCAAACCGGCAUGAUCGCCGUUUAGUACUAACUCGUUUAAAGAAUCUUGGUUUCAACCAGGAACAAAUAGCGGUUCUCAUGAAACCCGGAAGACACAAGAAUGAAAAUGAAGCCAAUCACAACCGAUUCACGCCUUCAUGGUUACGUUCUGAAUUGGGGAAUUCUGGUCUUUCGGCCGAAAUUAUCAAUGCAACGAAAAUCCAAAUAUCACUACUUUAG
Messenger RNA from Ambispora leptoticha, 321 nucleotides. Lineage: Eukaryota; Fungi; Glomeromycota; Glomeromycetes; Archaeosporales; Ambisporaceae. The record is from the annotation of a GenBank genome assembly.